AUGUCUUCCGCCAACGCUGCCCCAAUGGCAACCUUAACAGCACCCUCUGCGGCGAAUGGCACCCUUACAGGCAGCUUGGAACAGGGAGCAGAUAUACGGAAUAGUAUGGCGGAGCCCAAGCGAAAACUGCAUGGACGUGAGUUCUACAACAGUAUCGGUAGCCCUAAAUUCAUUCUCGCGCCCAUGGUCGAUCAAUCCGAAUUUGCAUGGCGUAUGCUUUCGCGAUCCUUCAUGCCACGCGACUCCUCUAAAGAUCUUCUUGCAUAUACACCAAUGUUGCAUGCACGCCUUUUUAGCGAUACGCCAAAGUUCAGACAUAACCACUUUCAACCUCUCCGAGAACCACUCUCCUCACCCCCACCCACCGCUUCGUCAUCAUCUCAGUCAGGCCUUUAUCUGGAUGGGAAUCCCACAAUUGACCGCCCUCUAUUCGUCCAGUUCUGCGCCAAUGACCCAGAUGAAUUGCUGAAUGCUGCGAAAUAUGUUGCGCCGUUCUGCGAUGCGGUGGACUUGAAUCUAGGAUGUCCGCAAGGGAUCGCUCGAAAAGGGAAAUACGGAGCGUUCCUACAGGAAGAUCAACAACUAAUAUAUGACUUAAUCAACAAAUUACAUAAAGAACUUGAUGUUCCUGUCACUGCAAAACUUCGAAUCCUAGAAACGCGAGAAAAGACUCUGGAGUAUGCGAAGAACGUUAUUAGUGCCGGGGCCAGCAUCAUUACCAUCCAUGGCCGGACAAGGGAAAUGAAAGGUCACAAAACCGGCUUGGCCGAUUGGAAAAUGAUCAAGUGGCUAAGAGAGCAAAUUCCUAAAGAGGUGGUGAUGUUUGCCAAUGGCAAUAUUUUGGGAAGAGAAGACAUUGACCACUGCCUCGGAGAAACUGGUGUUGACGGUGUAAUGAGUGCGGAGGGCAAUCUUUAUGAUCCGGCUAUAUUUGCUACUCCGCCACCAAUUGGGCAGGAAGGGAGGGAAUACUGGAGAGGUAGAGAUGGAAAAGGGGGUUACCGAAUGGAUGCUGUGUUUAGGCGAUAUAUGGAUAUCCUCUACAGAUAUGUCCUUGAAGUCCCCGGGCCGGAAAGAAAGCCACUCUAUCUUCCUUCUGACCCUGAGUCUGAUAUCAUACCGAAAGUCGAACCCGGGCCCAAGCAAGAGAAUGAAAGGAAAAGGGGGGUUCUGGAUGUGGAUAGUGGGGAUGCGCCGCCCAAGAAGAAGCAAAAAGGUGAAAAGAAGGAAAAGACACAAAACCCAAAUUUCCUCGCCAUGCAACCUCACCUUUUUCAUCUUCUCCGUGCUCUAGUCUCGAAACAUCACAAUGUCCGGGAUGCUCUUGCCAAGUGCCGAUCUGGAGAUAUCGUAGCUUUCGAAAACGUUUUACAAAUGGUAGAAGUCGCUUGUAAAGAAGGUAUCAAGGAGUACGAAGCGACUGAUGGGAAGAGCUGGGAAGAGGAGCUUGCAAGAGACAUACGUAUUAACGCCGUACCACAAUCCGAGACUAAGAAUGGCUCAGACGAGAUCGUAGAUGAGAGAUAUGAAAGCUCAGUUGAGACGGUCAAAGCUUGCAAGAGGCCUUGGUGGAUCGUGCAACCUUAUGUUAGGCCAUUGCCCAAAGAGGCAUACGCAAAUGGUGCGUUGACCUUGGGGAAGAAGGACAAGAGAAAAUUGGAGAUGGAGGAGAAGAAAGAGAAGAAAGAUAGCGUGAUCCCAAAAGGUCACGUUGAAAUCGAGACUUCCGCUGGAAAGGGGGAGAAGGUUGAGGUUGCUAAGGAAGGUUUGGUAUGUGGAUAG
Glarea lozoyensis ATCC 20868 is the source of this 1782-nucleotide messenger RNA. Its product is annotated as FMN-linked oxidoreductase. Lineage: Eukaryota; Fungi; Ascomycota; Leotiomycetes; Helotiales; Helotiaceae. The record is from RefSeq and is a predicted model, not a curated record. Bases 1 to 1782 code for a protein of 593 amino acids. Gene Ontology annotation, biological process: tRNA processing. Gene Ontology annotation, molecular function: tRNA dihydrouridine synthase activity; flavin adenine dinucleotide binding. The transcript has 2 exons.